Manihot esculenta (cassava) is the source of this 913-nucleotide messenger RNA. RefSeq lists its product as uncharacterized. The transcript is spliced from 2 exons. The record is from RefSeq and is a predicted model, not a curated record. The coding region runs from base 240 to 785 and encodes 181 amino acids. Lineage: Eukaryota; Viridiplantae; Streptophyta; Magnoliopsida; Malpighiales; Euphorbiaceae.
UCCACGUGAUCCAAAGCUAUAUUAUUACUUCAAUAUGCAAAAUCCAACCGACCCAAAUCCUUGAAUUUUCAGAAAGGAAUAAUUCCUUUCAACCCGAAGGUAAUCUCUCAUAAUCAGCCGACAUCUCGUAGCUCGCAUGAAUAUAAAAGACAUAAUGAACAGGCCUUGAUAAUAUACACUCUCCACAGAAAUCUAUACAUUAAACUAAAGAAGAUUGAUUAUUAUUAGCAUCAAGAAAUAUGGCUGGAGCUACUGUCUUCGAAGAUUUCGAACCCUACUGCAAAUGGCAGAAAGAUCAAGAACGUGACGUUCUUGAGGUUCAUCUUAAUGGUUUCAAGAAGGAUCAACUCAAGAUUCAACUCAGCAAUCUCGGAGUCAUGACAAUAACUGGAGAACGUCCUUUGGAAGGGAGCAAACGAAGCCGUUUUAGGAAAGAAUUAAGGCUUUCAAAGGAUUACGUAACUGAUGAAAUUCGUGCAAAAAUGUCAGGCGGUAUCCUUUCAAUAAUUAUGCCUAAGAAAACAGAACUAACACCACCCUCAUUUCGGGAUAAUAAGCCGACAUUGCCGCCGCAAAAUCAAGAAAACGAAAGAACCACGCCACCUCGUACUGCAACUCAAAAUACCAAAACCAGCAUGUUCUCAAGCUACAGAUUUCAGCUGCCAGAUAAUAUAAUUUUAAAUCUUGGAACUAGGAAUGUUGCUACAGCGUUUGCUUUGUUGAUAGUUGUUGGUGCUUUUGUAAUGUACAAAUACCGUCAGCUCUCUCCUCCUGUUGAGAGCUAACCUGUUACUUUAUGUUCUAGCUUCUAUAAUUAAGCUCUUGAAUUCUGUAAUCUAUGCUGUAUAUUCUGAUUUUAAAGUUUCAAUUAAACAACGGCAUAUGUUCUGAAUUGCGGAAAAAAAAACCAUAA